AUGAAGUUUCAAAAUAAAAGAAAAAAAAAACAUUUUAUAAAAAAUAAAAAAGGGAAUGAAAAAAAUAAUUCAAAUAAAAAUAUGGACGAUUCAGAAAUCGAAUCUGAUGACAUCCUUUCCUCGCAAGAUUCUGAUAAUAACGUAACCUUGUUAAAUAAGAAGAAAAAAUUAAAUUAUGAUGAAGAAGAUUAUAGUGAUGAUGUUAUAGAUGAUAAUAAAAAUGUAGAUGAAGAGAAUGAUGACAAUGAAUAUGAAAAUGUGUUUAAUAAUCCAGAAGAAAGGAAAAUAUAUCUAGCUAAAAAAUAUUUAAAAGACAUGGGAAUUGAAAGUAGUGAUGAAGAUAAUGAGGAAGAAGAUUCCUCCGAUGAAGGACAAUCCAUAUCUAGUGGAGAAUCACAAAAAUCUUUAGAUGACAAUUUAAGUGACGAUCCUUUUUCUUCUGAUGAAGAAAGUGACAAAAAAAAAAAAAAAAAAAAAGUAAGCAAAGCAUUAAUAGAUAAUGAGAAAUCUCAAAGUAAAAAACAUUUAAUAAAUUUAGGAAAUAAAAUAAAAAUUUUUUAUGAUGAAAAAUUAUCAUCAAAUGUAACAAAUAGGAAUAAUAAAAAUGAAUUAAAAUUAGAAAAACAACAAUGUAAUAAUGAUAUUAAUAUACAUAACAAUAUUCUAUGUGACAAUAAAAAUCUUAUCUUUUAUUAUGGUCAUAAGAAAAGUGUUACUUGUGUAGCUUCACCAGAUUAUAAUUUAUCAUUUGUUGAUCAAUAUGAAUAUAAAAAUGAAUACAAUGUAAACAAGUAUAAUGGAUAUAACAAUGGGAAGUUUUUUUAUCAACACAAUGAAAAUAAUAAUUCAAAUAAUAUUCAUAAUAAUUAUUAUGGUGAUGAAGAGGAUAUAUCGAAUAAUCAUAAUAAGGAUGAUAUUAUUAUGGAACCUAAAUUUUUUGAAAAUACAUCAAUUAAUACUAUAUAUACAGGAGGAAAAGAUGCUUGUAUUAUUGAGUGGGAUAUUAUUAAAGGAGAAAAGGUCCAUAUUUAUAAAGGAAAUAAAAAUUCAUUUACAAACUUUGGAAAUAAAAAUAGUAUAAGUCAUUUUAAAAGUGUUAUGGAUAUUUAUUGUAAUAAAUAUAAUUCUUUUUUUAUAUCUGUUGGAAGUGAUAAUUUAAUUAAUGUAUGGGAUAAUCGUAUAAAUAAAAAAUGUACAAAUUCAAUUAUUGGUCAUAAAAAUAUAAUCAGUGGUAUAGUUGGAUGUAAUAACAAUAUAGAAGAGUUACAUAUGGACCAUAAUUUCUUUACUUCAUCUUAUGAUAAAACUAUUAAAUUAUGGGAUUUAAGAUUUUUUGAUAAAUGCAUAAAUACAUAUUUAGGUCAUACAAAUAAUAUACUUACCAUGAAUUCUAUUGAUCAAAAUAAAUUAAUAACAUCAUCUAAUGAUUAUACAUUACGUGUUUGGAAUACGAAAAAUGAUAAUCAUAUAUUAUUUAAUAUUAAUUAUGAAAUUAUUGAAUCGUGUUGUACACUUAAUAAUAAAAUAUUCAUUGCUGGAACAUUCUCAGGACAUAUUUAUAUUUUUAACUCUUCUUAUAAAAAACCAAUUUGUAUACAACAAAAUGCACACAACUCCUUUUCUAUAACAUCGCUUAUAAGUAUCCCCUAUACAAAUAUUUUUAUUUCUGGAUCUUAUGAUGGCUAUGUACACUUUUGGCAAUUUAAAAAUAUGAACAAAAUUUCAGCUAGUGUUCAGAAAAUUAUGACUGUUCAGGUAAAUGGUACAGUAAAUAAAUUUUCAUUUGCACACAAUUAUAGGUAUUUAUAUAUAGCUAUAGGGAAUGAAAUGCGUCAUGGCAGUUGGACAAAGACAAAAAAUAAAAAUGGGCUAGCCAUUAUACCACUACAUUUUUUAGCAUAG
Plasmodium adleri (nom. inval.) is the source of this 1902-nucleotide messenger RNA. RefSeq names its product conserved protein, unknown function. Lineage: Eukaryota; Apicomplexa; Aconoidasida; Haemosporida; Plasmodiidae. The record is from RefSeq and is a predicted model, not a curated record. Gene Ontology annotation, molecular function: snoRNA binding; protein binding. The transcript has a single exon. Bases 1 to 1902 code for a protein of 633 amino acids. Gene Ontology annotation, cellular component: small-subunit processome.